This is a messenger RNA of Closterium sp. Naga37s-1, 1578 nucleotides long. Lineage: Eukaryota; Viridiplantae; Streptophyta; Zygnematophyceae; Desmidiales; Closteriaceae. The record is from the annotation of a GenBank genome assembly.
AUGGUGCAGCGCGCCAAGGCGUUUGUAGAGGCAGGGCUGACCCCCCCCGCUGCCCUGCAGGCUCUGCUGCUGCGGGAGAGACGCGCAGGGGGACGAGGGGGGGAGAGUGAGGAGGGGAGUGAGGAAGGGGAUGAUGAGGAUAGUGAGGAUGAGAGGGUUGAAGGCUUGUUGGCGUGGAAAGAUGAGAGGGGGAGGGCGAGGAGUGGGGGAAACGAGGGGGAAGAGAGUGGGGUGGGCGAGAGGAAAGAAGGGGCAGUGGAGGGAGGAAAGGAGGGGAGGGAAGGAGCAGUGAAGAGAGGAAAGUGUGUGGGGAUGGAGGUGGAGAUGAAAGAGAUGGCUACAGAGGGCAUGGGAGGUGGGGAAGGUGCGAAUAAAGCGAUGGCGACGGAAGGGAAGGGGGACACGAGUAGGGAGAGCAGUGGGGAGGAGGGAAGCAGAGAGGAGGGAGAGGUUAGUGAUAGCGAUGAUGGGGAGGAGGGAGAGGAGGAGGGGAAGCAACAAGGUGAAGAGGUGGGGGACAGGAAAGUAGAGGAGAAUCAGGGGUUGCUGGGGGCACAGGAGGGGCACCGAAUGGAGGAGGUCAGGGAUGACGUCAUCAGGGCAGAGGAAGGAGAGCAGCAGCAGGCAGCAGAGAGCAAAGGAGCAGCAGUGGUGGCGGAGCAGAGAAAGCAGGGAAAAGAAUUGGAAGGCAAGCCAGAGCAGGGAGGGGAGGGUGGUGGUCAAGGGGAGCAGGGAGGGCAGCAGGCGGGGCAGAGGGGAGGCAAGCUGUGGGUGCGGGUGGAGCGGCGGGAGGAGAUAGAGGCACAGCGGGCGGGGCUGCCAGUGGUGGCGAUGGAAGGGGAGGUGAUGGAGGCGGUGGGGGGCAGCAAUGCUGUGCUGGUGUGCGGCGAGACAGGGUCGGGGAAGACCACGCAAGUGCCACAGGUGAGUGCGGGUGUGUGGGGUGGGGAAAGGGAAAUGCGUGGGUGGGGGGAGGAAGGGGAGGGUACAUGCGGGCCUGCCCUGCCAUCUCCGUGUGCAGCGGGAUGGGGUCGGUCGGGCAGAACGACCCAAGUGCCGCAGGUGUGUGGCGGAGGGGCGUGUGGGUGGUGGAGAGGAGGUGGAGAGGGGGGGGCAGAGUUUCUCUAUGAAGCAGGGUACGGCUCGUCCCUCCCGGGCGGCACAACCGGCAUGAUUGCCGUCACUGAAGCAAGGAGAGUGGCAUUUCUCUACGAGGCCGGGUACGGCUCGUCCCUCCCGGGAGGCACACCCGGCAUGAUCGCCGUGACUCAGCCGAGGAGGGUGGCGGUGCUAGCAACGGCCAAGCGCAUAGCGGAUGAGAUGGGCGUCACUGUGGGCAGGGAGGUGGGCUACCAGGUGCGGUACGACCGCCACGUGGCGGGCGGCACGGCCAUUAAGAUCAUGACAGAUGGCAUCCUGCUGCGCGAGGUGCAGGCGGACCUGCUGCUGCGGCAGUACAGCGCGGUGGUGCUGGACGAGGCGCAUGAGCGGAGCGUCAACACCGACAUCCUCGUCGGGCUGCUGUCGCGCAUCGUGCCCCUUCGCCAGGCACGUUGGGGGCAAAGGGAAGGGGGGUAG